AUGGCGACCAGCCCCGAAGAAUAUUCAGCUUUCCAAUCACUUAUCUUGAAUUCAUCAGAGUAUUACAGACAGGUGCAGAAAAACACAGGCGACGUUUCGCCGAUUGGCGACUGUCUUAUUCGGCUUGAGGGCCAGGAAGUCACAGACUUUAGUUCUCAAUAUGGAAGCGAAUGUAGCAUUUCAUACGUCGCUCAUAAUCUUGCAGGGAAAGCCAGCGUUUUUCCUUCCUACGGAGAUUACACCCAGGCGUGUGUAUUUAGAACAUAUGGUCCCUGGUGGCAGCUAGCUCCUUCUGGUAGAAAACGCUAUCAAAGAACACCCUCUGAUUUCACAAGUGAAGAUUUUAUAGAAGUGUCCUUCUCAGAAUGUCUGUUUCCUGUGCGAAUUGAAGUGUAUGAGACAUUCAACCCUGGGGCUAUUGUCCGCAUACUUGCUUGUGAUAGAGAUGGAGGCAGUGAUAUAGACAGGGGCAAAAUAACAUGGGUCACUCUGUGGUCUGGGAAACCUAGACCCUGCAGGCAGAGGCCAAGGAUUUUUGCCCCACAUCUGAAAAAGACUGAUUUUGCUACAAACUUAAUUCGGCUUGAGCUGUGUCACAGAUAUCUGGACUACUACACUGAACUGGAUGGCAUCAAGUUAGUAGGUACAAAAACUCCACCUUGUGACGAAGUGUGCAUCCAUCAGCCUGUCAUAUUGGACUGCUCAGAUGAGGCUGAUGGAACAUUACCUGCUGAACUGCAGAGAGAAAUUCCAGAAAAUGACAACAGAAAUGGACAGUCUGUUGAUUCCUUGGUGGAUCAUAUAGGGGAUUUGUCAGUAGUUACUGAUGACAGUUCAUUCAUUACCCAUUUACCGAAAGAAAUAAUUCAGUUGAUAUUAUCAUAUCUGGACUUGAGGGAUUUGUGCCAUUUGUCUCAGACCUGCAGUCUCUUGAGAGAACAUUGUUAUGAUCCACUGCUUUAUAUCGACCUCAACCUUCAGCCAUUUUGGAUGCAGGUUUCUAAUGAUUCCCUUAUUUCACUAAUACCUCGCUGUAAGCACACACAGAGACUUAAUUUGUCAUGGCUUGGGAAAGGAAGCCAUUUAUGUCAUAGUCACAUAAAGAGAUUGCUAGAGAGCUGUACUGAAGAUUUGUGUACGUUGGAGCUGGCUUCCUGCAACUUUGUGGAUUCUAAUCUGUUAAAGAUAGUUAUUGAAACCAGUUCAAAUCUAGUUGAACUUAACUUAAGUAGCUGCACAAAAAUUGAAGACUUCUCCAUAUUCAGCGUUGUGCCUUUGAGAAAAUUGAAAUAUUUAAAUGUUUACAGAACCAAAAUGGAUACAACAUCAAUUAUUGCUGUACUUAGAUUAAGCCCAGAUCUGGAACAUCUAAAUAUUGCUUCCUGCCUGCAUAUGAAUUCACAUAUCAAUUUAAUAUUGAUGGAGAUUGGCACUCAUAGCAAGAAGUUAAAAAGUUUAGAUCUAUGGCGUAUGAAGACUGUCAACAGUGAAGGCCUGUCCCACAUUUAUAACAAUUGUCCCUAUUUGGAGGAACUGGAUGUUGGAUGGUGUAUUGAACUGAAGUCAGAAAAUCAAUGCUUCAUUAAUUUGGCCAGAAAGUGUAGACGGUUGAAGAAGUUGUUCCUGACAGCAAACCGGACCAUCAGAGAUGCUGAUCUUAUAGCUCUUGCCAACAACUGCCCUCUGCUGGAGCAGCUGGACAUUUUGGGAACAAGAGAGGUUACAAAACAAGCUAUCAUCUGUGUUUUAGAAACCUGCAAGAACUUGAUUCUGUUGGAUGUGUCAUUCUGCCUUGGCAUAUCAGCUUCUGAUGCUUGCUCCUGGCGAGCAACCUAUCCACGGCGAGCGAUCAAAAUCAGCUUCCAGAAUAUUUCAUCUUCCUGA
Molecule: messenger RNA, 1884 nt
Organism: Candidula unifasciata
Lineage: Eukaryota; Metazoa; Mollusca; Gastropoda; Stylommatophora; Geomitridae
Source: the annotation of a GenBank genome assembly